Molecule: messenger RNA, 1294 nt
Organism: Jatropha curcas
Lineage: Eukaryota; Viridiplantae; Streptophyta; Magnoliopsida; Malpighiales; Euphorbiaceae
Biological process (GO): nuclear polyadenylation-dependent rRNA catabolic process; U5 snRNA 3'-end processing; U1 snRNA 3'-end processing
Cellular component (GO): nuclear exosome (RNase complex); cytoplasmic exosome (RNase complex)
Molecular function (GO): mRNA 3'-UTR AU-rich region binding
Source: RefSeq, a predicted model, not a curated record
AAAAAAAAAAAAAAAAACACACGUCUUGGGUCAUAUAAUGCAUUAGGCCCCCUUCUUAAACUACCUCAAUUUUCCGGCCCUUUACAGAGCUACAACCUCACCGCAUCAUCAGCCUACUACUACCACUACACCGGCGCUCCCAUUUCACAAACGCGUCACUUCCUCCGGUUCACCUGAGCACUACUCUACUGUCCCUGACCGGUUAGUUUUGGUUGCUAUUGAACUGCCACUCAAACCUAAGAAAUGAUAGGACUUUCUGUUGGAGAAAAGCAUUUUAUACAGGGUGGCAUCAAUCAAAAUCUUCGUUCUGAUGGUCGGAAAAGAGAUGCCUACCGACCCAUUUUUGUUGAAACUGGAGUCAUCCCUCAGGCAAAUGGCUCAGCACGAGUUAGGAUAGGCACAACGGAGGUUAUUGCUAGUGUGAAGGCUGAGCUUGGAAAGCCAAGUGCAUUGCAUCCUGACAAGGGAAAGGUUGCUAUAUUUGUUGAUUGCAGUCCAGUUGCUGAACCAAUGUUUGAGGGGAGAGGAGGUGAAGACCUGUCAGCAGAACUUUCAGUUGCUCUUCAACGUUGUCUCUUGGGCAGUAAAAGUGGAGUAGGGGCUGGAAUUGAUCUAUCAUCUUUAGUAGUUGCAGAAGGAAAAGUCUGUUGGGAUCUUUAUAUUGAUGGUCUUGUCAUCAGUUCAGAUGGAAAUCUUCUAGAUGCUCUAGGUGCUGCAAUUAAGGCUGCUUUGAGCAAUACAUGCAUCCCAAGGGUCCAUGUCGCAGCUGGUGCAUCAGGCGAUGAGCAACCAGAGGUUGACAUUAGUGAUGAAGAAUUUCUUCAAUUUGACACGUCGGAGGUCCCUGUCAUAGUUACAUUAACAAAGGUGGGAAGGCACUAUAUUGUAGAUGCUACUUCAGAAGAGGAAUCCCAGAUGACCUCUGCUGUUUCUGUUUCCAUCAAUAGGAAAGGGCAUAUUUGCGGGUUGACAAAACGAGGAGGCGCCGGCAUUGAUCCAAGUGUUAUUUCAGACAUGAUAUCCGUGGCACGACAUAUAAGCGAGCAACUGAUGAAUAAAUUGGACUCUGAAAUAGCUGCUGCUGAGGCUGUUGAAGAUGAAUCAUGACAUGCAGAGCAAGUACAAAAACCUCUUGUGUCAUUAUUUUAACAUUAAGACUAGUGAUGAAUAGAGUUAAGAAUGUGUUGUAUACUUUGAAUUUCAUAUAUAAAGUCAGAUUUAGAAUGUAAUUGAAUUGCUUGGAAAGUUCACACAAAAUGUUUGUAGUUUUUACUAAAAGAUUUGACGACUCAAA